AUGGGGCUCGCCGGUUCGAAGACGAUUAUUCCCAUCAAGGAGGCCGAUGCAAAGCUCGGGGCAAGCCUGCGGAUAGAGAUGGACAAGGCGUACCACCGCAUCACGGAGAGCGGCAUCGGCGAGGCGAGGCUUCUCGACGUUAAGGCGUUCCAGAGAAACUUUCUGGAGGCCUUUCCAAUGAUGAAUGGGGACCCAGAGGCAGCGGAUAAAGAUCAGCACCUUAAAACGAGAGAAGAAAAUCUACAGCACCUGCCAAAGAUUUUGGUGGAGUCGCUUUUCGAUGCCUUCGGAGCCGCCCGGCGUGGAGCCGUGUCGCUCGAGGAGUUCGUGUGUGCGGUGGCGGUGAUGCACAGGGGCACCGCCCCCGAACAACUGCGCAUGCUCUUUGAGGUGUACGACAUCCGACGGGCCACGUUCAUCGAGAUCGACCACGUCCGGCGCCUGCUGGACCAUAUCUACGGCUCGGCGCACUCCGAAACCGUCGACCAGGCGCUGGCCUGGCUCUUCCGCGUGUCGAGCCGCGAGGACGAGAUGGAUGCGGACGAGUUCAUCGCGCGGCUCACCCCUGUCGUCGACUUCCGGGGCACGGCGGCGGCCGCGCAGGCCGAGCCCCUUCUGCAGUGGUUCCGCGUCCUGUGCACCCGUAUCCUGGAGGAGCCGCACCCGGCGGUGGUGGCGCUGGAGCAGCGGUACAACCCGGAGAGGGACCUGAGCAAGGUGGUGACGAAGUACAAACUGUCGGCGGGUUUGACGGACGUGCUGUGCCGGCGUCACGCCUUCAUCUGCAGGCGGAGCUCCGCCAACGCACUCGAUGUUCAGGAAUGGCUGUCUUCCGUGGGUUACCUCUUCCCAGAGACCCUGGCGCGUCGGGUGUUCCAGUACUUCGCGCAGUCCGGGGGGCUGGCGUGGACGGUGGCGGACCUUCUCCGAUUCCUGUGCUCGUGGGUGCUGGACCCGCGGCAGGAGCACGUGUCCAUGAUGUUCCAGGCGCGACGCAUUCGCUUCGCUCUCUCCUGUUACACCCCCAUCCCUCUCCCCCCGGUUCCCGACGCUCUCCUGCGGCAAAACAUCGCCCCGUUGAAAACAAAUACCCGGCGGGUUAACGAAAAAACAUCGAAAAACAUACGACGCUGUAAGCUGUUUGACGUGGACCGCGACGGGCUGCUUUCGGAGCGUGAGGUGGCGCAAAUGCUCGAGCACCUGGCGGUGUACCACGCACACAGAGCCAGUGGCGGCGGGGGCGGCGGCGGUGGUUCUCACGCACAUCAGGCUGCCCAUCACCACCGAGGACAGCACAGACAUCACCACCACAGCCACCACCACCACCACCACGCGGACAUGGCCAGCCUGACCCUCGGCCUCCGCAAGCUGGGCUACGAAGACUUGGAGAGCCUGGUCCUUAUCGACAAGCAGUACGGCGCCGACGCUGCCGCGGCCGCGGCGGCGAUUACCGCCGGCGGCGGUAGCGACGGCGGCGGUAGCGGGGGCGUUCGAGACGGCACCGAUGGGACCACCCGAGCGGUCGCCCGGAAGCUCUUGCUGAUGCUGGUAAAGGACCUGGUGUACGCGUGCCUGGCGGAGUUCGGGAUGCGGCCGGCCAAGGCCGUGCAGGAGAGGGAGGUCAUCCACGAGAUUUUCAGAAGACACGACGUUGCUCUGGACGACGGGGAGGGUGAAGGGCUCCCUUACGGUCCGGUAGGGACCACGUGGGCGGUGAUCAACGCGCAGUGGUGGGCGCAGUGGAGAGACUACGUCCGCAUCGGCUUCGACGCUACCAUGCCCCGAGGGAGCCUGAGCCGCGUCAGCAGCAACAGCAGCAUCGCGUCGAACGGCGGCGGUGGCAGCAGCGGUGGUCGCCAAGGGCCUCCGGCCACCGUCGCGGGGGGAGGGGUCAGAAGCGGAACCGUUCCCAAUGGCAGGGCCUCCGGGGGGGGCGUUGGCGGCGACUCUUCCGGGCUCAACCGUUCUUCCCCUCCCCCGCCUUCUUCGAUAGGGCCGACGAUGACGCCGAGGUCGAGGGCGAGCUCGCGCGUCUUUGGCUCCGCCCCCGUUCUGGGCGGCAGGGGGCACCGCGUCGGCAGCGGGGGCGGCGGCGGCGGGGGGGGCGGGGGGCAAGGUGCGGUAGGGGGGGCGGUGGGGGCUAACGGCGGUGGCGGCGGGGCGUACUUGGCAUCGUCGUCCUCGUUCGCCACGCAGCAGACGCCGAGGCCGGGGCAGAUUCACAACGGGGCCUUGCUUGAGCACGGGGGGUCGCGACGCAUCGUCCGCGCGGCGAGACUCGGGCCUGACUUCGCGAUUAUCCCUCCGAAAGCGUGGGACGCGUUGCAGUCGUGGUACGAAGGGGGGCCCGUGUUGGAGCGGCGGGUGAUCGACUACCACGGGACCCCUCAGCUGGAGCUCUUCCCGCUCAGCCUCAAGCUGCAAUAUCGUCACCAGGUGGCUAGCUGCGACGUCAAGGGCAAGCCGCGGCAGUUCGAGCGGGAGAUGCUGUUCAGCAAGGUGGACAAGGUGUCGGACGUGGUGAAGCAGCUCUCCGAGGCUAACAAGGUGGAACCCGAGCGCAGCAGGCUGUGGAACUACGCAGACCGAGUGGACUGGAAAAAACAGCACGUUCUGACACCGGGGCACACGUUGGAGGAGGCCAAGCUGCUGGACGGACAGCUGGUGCUGCUGGAGAUCAGUCAGCAGGACGGGGCUUGGCCGCGCUCGCAGCUGCAGAGCACGUUCGAGGCGGAAGAAGAGGAGGCUCAGGCAGGGACGGCGGUGUCCGGCCACAACAAGGCAGGCGUGAUCGGGGACGGCAUGGUGGGUCUCGGGAACCUGGGCAACACGUGCUACAUCAACAGCUCGGUGCAGUGCCUGAGCCACACGCCGCUGCUGACCGAGUACUUCUUGUCGAGCGCCUACGUCAACGACGUGAACGUGGACAACAAGCUCGGCCUCCAGGAGCUGCUGGCGUUCCUCCUGAACGGCCUGAACGAGGACCUCAACCGCAUCGCCGACAAGCCGUACAUCGAGCAGCCCGACAGCGACGGCAGGUCCGACGCCGAGCUGGCCGACAUCUGGUGGAAGAACCACCUGAGGAGAGAGUUCUCCAUCGUCGUGGCCCUGUUCGCCGGGCAGUUCAAGAGCGUGCUGGCCUGCCGGGAGUGCGGCUACGAGUCCGCCCGCUUCGAGCCCUUCAUGUUCCUUCAGCUUCCUCUUCCGGAAAACACGGAGAGGUCGGUGAUGGUCAUCGUUGUACUACUAGACGGGGCGAGAUGCCCAGCCAAGUGCUCCCUGAGGCUGCCCAAGUCGGGACGGGUCAGCGACCUCGUGAGGGCGAUCGUGGAUACGUUUAAUGCGCCUCCCACGGAGCGCGCAAGGCGUCCGCCUCCCCCUCCGCCAGAGCCACCAAAGCUCAAGGCUGUUGCUUCGUCGUCGCAAGGGGGGGACGGAUCAGAGCAGGCCGAGAGUCAGCAGGGGAAGCGGGGAGGAGGGGGGAACGAGGGCGACGGGAAGCAGCAGCAGGAGGAGCAGCAGCAGCAGGAGGAGGAGGAGGAGGAGGAAGAAGAAGAGGAGGACAAUCUGGAGGAAGAGCGACGGUUUUACACGCGGGUCGGGCUGCGGUGCGAGGACCUUGCCGUGGUGGACAUCAACGCGCACAAGAUCUUCGCAACCGUUAGCCCGGACCGCACCCUGCAGAGCAUGAAGGAGCACGAGAUGUUCUACGUCUACCAGCUCGAGAGGGACGUGUACGGGGAGGCGGCGGCCGCGAAAACGGCAGCAGCAGCGGCGGCGGCGGCAGCGGCGGUGGCAGAGAAAGGACGACGGGGAGAGGAAAGGGGAAAACGAGAGCUGCCCCCGCCGGAGGUUCGCCACACGCAAGUCGCGGGUAGAGAUGGCGCCGCGAAGGGCGUACCGGCAGCGGCGGCGGCGGCGGGAGCAGCGGGAGAGGGUGCGAGAGGGCAAAGCGCUUCCGGCAAGGGGCGGGGGGACACUGCUCGAGUACGUGGCAAGCCGGCGGCGGUGGCGGCGGCACAGCCGCGAGUGCAGCCGAUCAAGCAGAUCCGGACGCCUGUCCGACUCUUCGCGGUGCUCCACCGGCGCUUGGAGACCAGCAAGAACUUUCUGACGAGCCCGUACCGACUCGAGGUUUUCGGCACCCCGCUGGUGUGCAGGGUGGUUCCGAUGACCGGUCGGCAGCUGUACGACAAACUCUACCGGAGGUUCCACCGCUUCCUUCGACUAAAGGCCGGCGGCGUCUCCGCGGCCUCCUCCACAUCAUCCCAAAGAAGAAGACGCGACGACAACAACGUCUAUGGUGGCUCAACAGCAUCAGGCAGAGGUGGGUCACCAUCAUCAUCACCACCGUCGACAGCAGCAGCAGCAGCAGGUAGAGGGGGAAGAAGAACCAACGGCGAGGGGGAGGACGAGGAGGAGGAGGAGGAGGAGGAUGGCGGUGUGCAGCAGCCGUGCAUGGGCACGGGAGACGACAGAGACUGCCCGCAGACGGUGCGGGCGACCUCCGCCUGGGUCGCCGCGGGGGAGGUAAACCGGUGGGGCUUCAGGCUGCGGCUCGUGGAGAGCAACGGGUACGCCUGCUCCCGCUGCCGGUGGACGGAGGGGUGCGUGGGGUGCUUCAUCAGGCCGGACGACACGCCGUGCCCCGUGAGGGCCGGCGACUCGGUUGGGGUGGACUGGCACAUCAGCGUAAUAAAGGAGCACUACGACGCGAGCGAGGCGCUGUCGUGCCUGCUGCACAGCAGCAUCGCCCUCCACAAGGACUUGGAGGCUAGGCCUCUCUCCCUGGAGAAGUGCCUCGACACCUUCACCGCCCAGGAAGACAUCAAGGAGGGGUACUGCUCCCGCUGCAAGGAGUUCCGCAACGCCUCCAAGAAGAUGGACGUGUGGCGCCUGCCGCCGAUUCUCGCCAUCCAGCUCAAGCGCUUCCAGUACACCCAGUACAGCAGGCGAAAGCUGAGGAACAACGUGCACUUUCCGGUGAACGGGCUCGACCUCAGCCCGUACGUGGUGAAGGACCCAGCUAGCGGUGCUACUGGCGGUAGCGCCUCCGCCCACUUCCGUCGACAACGACAACAACAGCAACAACAACAACAGCAAUCGCAGCAGCCCCGGCCACCAGACGGGGCGGGGGGGAACGCUGGGCCCCCGCCGGGUGGAGCUGAUGGCGCCGUUGGUGGUCGUGCAGGCAGGGGUGCUGCUGGGGAUGCUUCGCCGUCAGUGUCGGCUGUGGCAGGCGCUCGUGAUGAUGGAGCCACCGUCUGCCGAGAUCACGCUGCCGCCGCCGCCGCGACCGCCGUCGCCUCUCCGUCGACUCUUCCAAACGGCGGCGGCGACUCUCUACCGAACGGCAUGCUGCUGGUGCCGGGCAGGGAGGGCGGCGGGAGCGGCGGCGGGAGAGAAGGAGAGGGGCCGGCGGCGCUAGCGGUAGAGGGGACCGGCGGGGAAGGAGAGGGCGGCGGCGGCGGGGUCGGGGUGGGGAUGACUAACCCUGGCGUCAUCGGCGCAGACGGAGGGCGGGGGGGCUCCCUGUACGACCUCUACUCGGUGGUGCACCACCUGGGGGCCCUGAGCUCGGGGCACUACGUGGCCUCCGUGAAGAGCCAGCCCACCGGAAAAUGGCACUACUUCAACGAUGAUCAGGUGACCGAGGUGGACGAGGACGAGCUCGGGUCGUCGAGCUCCAGCGCCUACAUCCUCUUCUACAUGCGGCGGGACUGCGCGGGGUUGAGGAUAGAGGACGUCUACCCUUCGGGGCCGCCCAAGACCGUCGAAGAGGUCGAGGCCCUCAUGCUGCACAGAGACGCCGCGAAAUGCAGAAUCAUGUGAUUGGUUGAUUGUUGCCAGGUUGGGACCUGCCGCUGGACGCGCGGCGUGUUUUUUUUUUUUCUUUUUUUUUGCGACACGGAGGGACGGGAAGAGGCCGGGUGACGUGCAUGUGUAUCGGGGCCGGAGGUUGACCGAGGGGUUCUGUGGGGGGCGUCCUUCUGUGUUGGUGGUGGGGAGAGGAGGAUCCCCGCGCCGCCUGUCGCCUGCAGGCAGCCGUCCCGAUGAAGAGUUCCUGCAGCCGUGUGUGAGGAUGGGGGGGGAAAGAGGGCGUUUGUUGUUGUUGGCGUGUUGGUGUGUAGCGACAGAAUGAAACGGCGCGAGACUUGCUUGGGGUAUUGUUUGAUGUGUUGUGUCGGGAUUCGAACGGCAGCAGGUAGCAGUCACGUGUGUCCUUUUUCCCGGCAUCAUCGAGUGCUGAAUUGUCUUGGCUUCUCUCGGACAUGCGUUGCUCGUUGGGGGUGGUGCCUGGGACGAUUGCUUUUUGUUUGUGGUGCUGUCGUUCUGAAGACUUGCGCAAGGCAUGGCAAGCGUUCGUCCUUCUUGUCUCUUCAUCUUGUGUACAUACAUGUUGUGUUGUAUUCUGUCUUCGGGGAGGCUGGGUCGUGUUUUGUUGUUCGUGACCUAGCAGGCACUAGCCAGACCAAUACAGAAGGCAGGCAGGCCCGUGGGCGCAUGUUUCCGUUGCUGUUGCUGCUGCUGCUGCUGGCGCGCCGUGUAUACGUUCACUCCAUAGAGUAGGCUUGGUAUUUCUUUUCUGUUGGCUGCUAUCGGCGGCGCACUUGGUCCUAAAUUAUCGGCGCUGAACAAUUCACGCUGCUACCCCUCUUUCGUGCCCCCGAAAAUUUUGUUAUGGUGUCUUUCCUGGAAUAGAAUGAGCAUGCGGAGGACCUUU
This is a messenger RNA of Ectocarpus siliculosus, 6724 nucleotides long. NCBI's taxonomy places the organism in Eukaryota, Phaeophyceae, Ectocarpales, Ectocarpaceae. The record is from the annotation of a GenBank genome assembly.